AAAUCCAUUGCUGCUAAAGUUGACGCUCAGGAGAGAUUUAUUAUGACUAUAUACCCCAUAAAUCUCUUAUUACAACGAAUUGGCACCGAUCACCAUGGCGGAAUCUGUCUACACCGAUUACCCCCCCUCUCUGAACCCCGCACAGAAGGACUUCCUCGUGAGGACGGUCAAGGAUUGGGCGACACAAAAUGGCCUUAUGGUCAGACCUGCACCUACAUUCGUCUCGAAAGAAUCCGACCCUCGCGGCGUAUUGGCGACAAAUGCACCGGUGACUCUGUUUCCUAGCCCGUUUCCGAGGACGUGCUUCGAAGAGGCCAAGGCGCUGCAGACUCUGUACAAUAAGCUCUAUGCCGCGAUAACAUGCAAUGAAGAAUGGAUUGGCAAAAUUAUGGAAGAUCUUAUUGACGUUGAUGACUUCAUCUCGAACCUCUGGAAAGUGCAUCUUGCCGUCAAGGAAGAGGGCUACGCUCAAACACUUUCUCUCGGUCUUUUUCGAUCUGACUAUAUGGCACACGCUCCGUCAACUUCAACGAUUCCCGAGUUAAAACAAGUGGAGUUCAACACAAUUUCUUCAUCUUUUGGCGGAUUGUCGUCACUAGUGGCGUCCUUGCAUUCUGAACUCUUAGAUUCUCCCCCGGGCAGCCCCAUCGCUUACCCGUCACACCCUUUGCUGAAGCCAAAAGCCAUCCCUGAAAAUACUGCAGUAGAGACGUUGUCCGCAGGUUUGGCAACGGCUCACACCGCGUACGGGCAAUCCAAGUCGCAACCACAGCUGCCUACAUGUAUCUUGUUCGUGGUCCAAGAAAAUGAACGAAAUAUAUUCGACCAGUUGGCUCUUUCGCGCCAACUCACGAAGGUCCACAAGAUACCGGUCUUCCGUUUGCUAAGCUCCGAGAUUCUCGACCAUACCUACAUCCCCAGCUCCAAUCCCUCACGUCCUCUGAUCUACCGCCCGCCAUAUGCCGAAGAGAUACACUUUGAAGUAACAACCGUCUACCUCCGUUCUUUCUACACACCAACCGACUACAACUCCAACCGUGACUGGGAGGCCCGAACUCACCUUGAGCGCUCCGCAGCAAUCAAAUGCCCAACAGUCCUCAACCAACUCUCGGGCUCCAAAAUUGUUCAGCAGGUCCUUGCCACGCAAACGGGACAGGACCAUCUCGCAACCUUCCUUGCCGACACUGACCCAGCUCUCAUUUCCCGUCUCCGCGCAACCUUC
Messenger RNA from Aspergillus nidulans FGSC A4, 1222 nucleotides. RefSeq names its product glutathione synthase. Gene Ontology annotation, molecular function: glutathione synthase activity; ATP binding. NCBI's taxonomy places the organism in Eukaryota, Fungi, Ascomycota, Eurotiomycetes, Eurotiales, Aspergillaceae. The record is from RefSeq and is a predicted model, not a curated record. The annotation marks the transcript as partial. The transcript is spliced from 2 exons. Gene Ontology annotation, biological process: glutathione biosynthetic process.